This is a messenger RNA of Humulus lupulus (European hop), 732 nucleotides long. RefSeq names its product calpain-type cysteine protease DEK1-like. Gene Ontology annotation, biological process: proteolysis. The record is from RefSeq and is a predicted model, not a curated record. The transcript has 5 exons. Bases 1 to 732 code for a protein of 243 amino acids. Gene Ontology annotation, cellular component: cytoplasm. Gene Ontology annotation, molecular function: calcium-dependent cysteine-type endopeptidase activity. Lineage: Eukaryota; Viridiplantae; Streptophyta; Magnoliopsida; Rosales; Cannabaceae.
AUGGAGAGCCAACGUGCAGACAGAUCUGAGAGCGACAUGAGGAAUCAUUUGAGCUCUGCACAAAGUCUUCACUCCGACCCACAUCCUGACCUACAUGAUCAUUUGAAUUCACAAAUGAGGUUCACCAAUGCAGCAGUACAAGCUAGGGAUGAUGAUGAUAGUUUCAAGCUCAUGGGAAUGAGGACAGGGAUCACGGUAGGAGUCAUUUGGAUGGUAGGGGAGGUCAAAGACAGAGGCCAUAUUGCGGAAUCUGAUGAGGUUAUUUCUGAUUGGAUGAGGCCUACUGAUAUAGAAAAGGAGAGUUGGCUUGAUGCUCGGCCAUGCUUAUUUAAUGGGGUUGUCAAUCCUUCUGAUGGUGGAUUGGGUGAUUGCUGGUUUAUGAGUGUUGUUGCUGUUUUAACAGAAGUUUCACAAAUAUCAGAAGUAAUUAUUACUCCAGAGUACAACGAUGAGGGGAUCUAUGCUGUUCGUUUCCGUAUUAAGGGCAAGUGGGUUCCUGUUGUUUUUUAUGAUUGGAAUCCAUGUGAAUCGCUGGGUAAGCCAGCAUUUUCCACUAGCAGGAUGGGAAAAGAACUAUGGGUCUCCUUACUGGAGAAGGCAUAUGCCAAAUUUCAUGGCUCCUAUGAAGCUCUAGAAGGUGGGCUAGUUCAGGAUGCUCUUGUAGAUCUUACUGGAGGUGCUGGUGAGGAUAUUGACACAUAUAUACAUGCUGUGAUACAUAGUAUAGAAUAG